GGCAAAAAUAAACAGAGCGAGGUCUGUUGAAUAAUCUGCCACAAGUUUAGUGCCAUUUUUUGGCCAAAAAGAAACUAAAGAAUGGACGAUCCACCAUUUAAAUUGGUACGUUGAAUAACAGAGAAAUUAUUUCUUUCCAUAAAAGAAUUGUAAAAGAGAAUUCUGAGGAAAUACGUCAAGACUACUUGUGAAAUACAUGAAAUAAUCUGGGUAAAAUUUCCGCACAGCCCCAAACUUCAUUAUGCAUUCAGUUCUUGGAUAGAGAAAACAGUGACAAAAACAAUACAUUGCCAUUGGAAAAACAGAUUUGCUUUAGAAUAGUAUGGGGCUGUACCAUAACCUAUUCUAAUUUGUUAGAGUAUCUUGUUUGAAUUAAGAUCUCCUUUUUCUCCAGCUCAUGCAUCUGUUUUUAUUUAAGAUUUUACGAGUUUUUCUUUUAUUACAGGAAACAGUGAACAAGCUAUUGCAGCAAUUUUUUCGCGACAAACAGAAGACAAAAUGUAAGUUUUAAACUCGAGAUACUACACGCACACGAAGACUGGGUCGAGGAGUUGCGGGUAGUGAAUAAGGAAGAGGGAUGAAGCAGUAUUGCAUUACCAAACAAUUAAUAUUUACUGAGCUAAAACAAGAGUGAAACAAAUGGCAAGCAAAGUUUCAGCUAGCUCCAGCUCUGUUCCUUAAGCCAGAAUUGCAUUUGAAAUCACACCAUACCCCUCUCCACUGAUGCAGACUCCAUAUCAGACCUACCAGUUUCUAAAUGUCUCAUACAAAGCAUCUAUCAAAAGGCUAAAACAAGUAGUCAAGAAAUAUUGAUAUUUGCUGAUGAUUAAAAUUAGUCUUGGGAAGUUUUCAUAAAAAAUCUUGAAAAUCUCUUACAAAACCCUUCAUACCUUUAUCCCCAGUCAAGAGGUACUAAAAACCUGAGAGAAAUAAAAUUUCAACAGAGUUAUUUUUUAUUUUAUACUUACAAUUCUUCAUUAACAGCCACUUUCUCACAAUGUCUGCUCUACAACAGUCAAGAUGGCUGGUAUGCAGAAGUUUGCCUGCAAACUGUUACUUUGACAAACUAUCAUAAGUAACAUGAGAAGGAAUUACUGUCAGCUAGUAAAACAAAUAGGGUUGUGUGUAUAACUGCCUUGUGAGUGCCAGACCAUUAAAAUAUAGUGAUAUUAAACGAAGGGAAGAGUUAAUUCCUUACACAGCUGAGAUUUUAUACAUAGUGGGUUGACCCUGCACAGUAAUUUGACUGGUGUUCUUUAUUCCAGUAACCAGUUUAAACUCCUGGCUGAUACUUGGAAAUGAGAGUGGCACCAUUAGAAAUAACUGUCAGACACAAGAACAUCUAACACUGGUCUAGCUAAAGACCUGAACUCUGACCUUUAACUCAUGAGAGCAGUUGGUUAACUACUAGACCACCUCAUUUCCAAUAUGGUUGAUAGCUGCAUACUGCACUGAUACUUGAAUUAAGACAUAAUUUGUAAUUCACAGGUAAUGGAGAUGCCCUAAAGCUAAUGGCAGAAUUGUUAAGGAUCUUUGUUGCAGGUAAAAAUGCUUUACAUAAAGGCGUCACUUAAAAAGUGUGUUUUGGCAUUGUACAUCUAGUUAAAUAUUAAAUUAAAAUCUCAAUCAUAUUUAGACUAGUUAUUUACAUUUCUUUGGAAUGGUUUUGGUGAUUACUCAAGUAUUUUCAUGUUGAAGUUUGCAAGAACUCCUUACGAACUAGAGGCCCUCUUAUUUUGAACUUUGUGAACAAAAUUUCCAGUAUCCUGGAAAGUCUAGUUUGUGUUUAAAACAUCACCAAGAAACUACAGCUGGGCCGCAUUUGCUACUUUUCUGUUCUUACUACAAGAUAAGGUUAUCUGUGAUAUAUUACAGAACAGACACAAAAUAACUAAAAAUUAAUUUGUCAGAUAUAUGAUAAGUGUAGUAUUAUUUUUUCCACAGAGGGAGCAGCCAGGGCUGGAAAACAAGCAAAGGUAUUUUUUGGGUAUUUUGUAUUAUCAACUGAGUUGAUAACAUAAAUUGGCCUCCUUGAAGAGUUUAAAACCUGACAUUUCAAGCAUUAGCCCUUCCUCAGAGCAAUUGGAAGAUUAAAAUCGCUCUGAUGAAGGGCUAAUGUUCCAAAUGUCAGUUUUUAAACUCUUUAUGGUGGCCAAUAUACAUUAUCAACUCAGUUGAUAAUACUAAAUCACCCUGUUAUACUCUCCCAUCAACACAGCACCACAGUUUCUUUACAAAUUUACUCCCUUUAAUCAAAGGUAUUUUUAUAUGAAAACUUAACAGGGUUAUUCCUAUAAUUAGACGUUAGCAAGAACAUUUUACAAAUGGACAAAAAGAGAAUGAUGGAAAUACUUUCAUAUUAAGAAUGAAGUGUAGGGAGGACUUCACCAAAACAUUUAAAGUAUAUUUUGAAACUCCGCUCCAUGUCAACCUUUUGCAAUAAAAAUCUUGUCUUCUAAUUAUCCCCAGAAAGUAUUCGCUCUUUAACUAUUUGGCACUUUGUAGGUUGAAUCCUCGCCAACAGUUGAAACAGAACAUUUGGAAAAGAUUCUGCCCCAGCUGGUAAGAAACCUUAUUAGAAGUAACAGAAGUAUCACAAAUUCAAAUAAAAUUAGAAAAAAAAUAGACUCAGAGAUUUAACAAGAAAAAUUCAUCAAACCAGAAUCUUAACCCUUUACACCUUAACAUCAGUAUGCACAUUCUCCCUUUUGUUAUCUAUACAUUUCUUAAGGUGCUGACAAGGAGAAUUUGUUUAACAAUCAAGAGCUUCUUUGGUUGGUGAUCAUUUCCUUCAUUUGCAUGAUCUCAAAUGAAUGAUUCAGCAGUAUAUUGUCAGGAGAAACUUGAUGCUGUUCACUCCUAGGGUUUAAAGGGUCUUUGGUGAUGAAGAGAAGUCCAAAAAGCUUGAACUUUCUCUAACGUCUUAACCAUGAAACAAUCAUGGAAUGAAAACUUUCUCAUGAGUGGGAUCAUUUAUUGUGUUCUCUAUAUUUUACAGCUUCUCGACUUCUAAUUUUCAAUGACAGCUGCUUCCUCGAAGUGAAACACAGAACAUGGCUGUUUGCACCAUAUUUACAAUAUGUCUAUAUUUAAAAAGCCUAGGAGUGACUGAAUUAAUAAUGGUGACAUUUUCUUAAAGGACUGAAACACUAUAAUUUUCUCAGCAGAGAUUUAAUCAAGUAAGUAUACAGUAUAUGUAUAUUUAUAUAAUAAGCUCAGUUAUGCAUGCAUUCUGAUUGGUUCUCACUUAGGAUCUAUUGAAGGGCAGACGUAUAGAUGACAUCAUUAAAACUUUUUUUCCAUAUAUUUUAAUUCUUUAUUAUAUAAAACAAAUAGAUUCCAAGUUGCUGUGCAUCUGUUCAGUAAUAGAUCACAGAGGAUGUCAAAAUGUGGUAAGAACAUCAGUGACACACUCGGCUGCACCUUGUGUGCCACUUUUUGUUCUUACCACAUUUUGAUGUCAUCUGUGAUCUAUUACUGAACAGACACACAGCAACUUGGAAUCUAUUUGUUAAAUAUAUUUAUACUGUAUACCUACUUGAUUAAAUCUCUUCGCAUUAGUGAAUAUUUGGUCUUUAAGUUUAGUAAACUACAAUUUCUGUAAUUUCUGGCACUGUUUAAAUGUCUAUAAGAUAAGUUGCUAGGAAGAAUCAUAUCAUGCGCUGAAUUGCACACACAUUUGGACAAGUUCUUCCUUAUGAUCUAUGGAGCACAGAUGCAUACAUGUAAAUGAUUUCAUCAUGAACUGCAAUAUUACAACUCUUAUUCCCCAAACACAUCUGUUGUAAUUGGUUGGGUUGGAGAAGAGGCAAGGAUUCACCUCUAAGGUGAAAAGAAAGAAGUCACUUCUUAAGGGAUGGAACAAAGUAUAUAGUAUUUAUAUAGGUUAAGUUCAAGAUUAACCCUUUCCCCCCUAACAUCAGUAUCCAUAUUCUCCAUACUAUUCACUAUACAUUUUCCAAGGUGCUGACAAAGAGAAUUUGUUUAAUAAUCAAGAGCUGCUUAAGUUGGUGAUCAUUCCCUCAAUUCUCAUGACCAUAAUGUUUGAUUCACUGGUGAUAUUGUAAGGAGAAAUUGGAUGCUAGACAUUCAAAGGGGUUGAAGGGUUAAAAGCAAUGAUAGAGGUUGAGGGGGGAUUCUAUUAGGGAUGUGGGAUGGAUGCAUGGGGAUAAAAAAAAAGCAGCUUUAAACACCAGUUGUGCUCUGAGAAGCCUGUGACAAAUUGAAACUAAGGAACAGAACAAAAACUGUGUGUAACUCACAACUGGAGGAUAUACAAAUUUAGAAUUUGUUUUGGUUUUAAUUCCUUUUGUUAUCCUACGCAACUUCACAACCUUAAAGGAG
Molecule: messenger RNA, 4344 nt
Organism: Pocillopora meandrina
Lineage: Eukaryota; Metazoa; Cnidaria; Anthozoa; Scleractinia; Pocilloporidae
Source: the annotation of a GenBank genome assembly